Molecule: messenger RNA, 2762 nt
Organism: Archocentrus centrarchus (flier cichlid)
Lineage: Eukaryota; Metazoa; Chordata; Actinopteri; Cichliformes; Cichlidae
Gene: sh3bgrl2
Product: SH3 domain binding glutamate-rich protein like 2
Exons: 5
Coding region: 224-568 (114 amino acids)
Cellular component (GO): cytoplasm
Source: RefSeq, a predicted model, not a curated record
CCGCGCUAUGAGCGAUGUGGCUGCUACAGUCAGGACGAGCGCACGCUGUUUUAUUAUGACGGCUCAGUUUAAAUAUUGGAGCCGGGUGGCUUCGCUCAUCUAAAGCACAUUUGCAUAGAUUUCAAGUAUUUAGAGGGUUUUCUUUGUUUUUUGAGGGGGAAAUAAACGAGGCGCGCUGCCACCAAACUGUUUGCUGACUGUCUGACAUUAAUUUGGGAUUAAAAUGGUCAUCAAGGUUUACAUCGCCUCCUCAACCGGCUCUCUCGCGGUAAAGAAGCAUCAGCAGGCAGUGGUGGGUUUCCUGGAGGCCAACCGAAUCGACUUCCAGGAAGUAGACAUUACCAUGCUGGAGGAGCAGCGGCUCUGGAUGUACCGCAACAUCCCCAGGGAUAAGCAACCAGAGAAGGGCAACCCUCUGCCUCCACAGAUUUUCAACGAGGAUCACUACUGUGGUGACUAUGAAGACUUCUUCCUCUCUAAAGAGAACAACACUGUGUUUGCAUUCCUUGGGCUCUCUUCCCAACCCUCUGUUAAAUUUGCUAACAUUAACCUGGAUUCAGAGUCAUAGAUCAGACUGCUGAUAUUGGUUAUCCACAGUUAGUAUCACCUUCUGCAUUUUGCCGCCUCCUUGUCCACGCUUCUCCUCCUUUGCUGGAAACUGGCCCACAUGGACUUGCUUUGUUUGACCUCUUCUGACUUGAAAAACUCCUUAAACAAUAUUCCACUGUCACUGAGUCUCAGGCAAGUGUCUGACUCUCAAGAAGCCACAGAGACUUACUCACAGAUGCAGGAGAUUAGCUUAAUGAAGGAUGCAUUUGUCUUUCUUUUUUGUGCUUAACACACUGUGAUGGAAAACCUUGUUUCAGCAAAUAGUAGCAUAAAUUCUGAGCUAUUAGACGAAGUAGCAGCUUUUGCAUCAGCAGACCAGUGCCCUUUGGAUAACCUAAAUGCAGUAGGUAGGGAAGAAAUAGAUCAGGUGAAGCAGUGUAGAACACAUUAUUUGAAUAUGUAGUGUGUUUGUGUGUGUGUGUUUGUGUUUGUGUGUGUUUGUUUGUGUUUGUCUGUGUGUGUGUGUGUUUCUGUCUCAAUCAGCAGCUGUUAAUGAAGGCCGUGUUAAGUGACUAGAGAGGGAGUGCUCAACACAGCCUGAAACAACCUAAGGCUUCGUCUUUUGCCUGACUGUGUGUACUUGUGAGACAAAGCAGCUGAAAACGCAGCACUUGAGACCAAAAGCAUUAAUAAUUGUGCUGAAUAUUAUUACUCAGAUUUGAGUUUAGUUUCAUCCAGUAAGAAACACCUUGCCCUUAUGAUUCCACUGUCAAAGUAGUUUCAGUAAAUGAUUUGCCUGGGAUUAAAGACUAAAAAUGAUAGGUUUAUCUUUCUGACCUCCCUACACUGUAUGACACUCAGCUCAAAAAACAUAACUCAAAGAGUUGAUGAACAAGUGCAUGUGAUCUAUUUUAAUAUGGAUUAAUAUAAAUUUGGUGCUCUAGUGAGUUUUUACAGCAGGAUGAUGUUGUGUUGUCUCAAUCUGCAGUUCUGUUAUUAUGGUGUUAUUGACACCAUUAUAACCAAAUUCUAUUCUUUAAUCAAAAUUUGCUGCACAAAAGUAUGAUUAGCAUUAAGGCAGUCGUCUGAGCUAUAAGAGUACACGUCAUCCUAUUACUCCACAAGUGCUGCUCAUCAAUUAUCUAUCUCAGUGGUUCCCAAAGUGUGGGUUGCGGCCUCCUGGUGGGCUGCUACGGUACUGCAGGGGAGCCACAGUAAUAACAGAAAUUCAGUUUGAAAUUACAAGUAUGAACAGUUACAUAUUUAUAUAAAUGUAUUUACUUAUAUAAAAAGUGAAUUAUAACUGGUAAUAGGAGGUGGUUAGUUAGUGAUAUUGCUCAAUACUCUCACUUAAAUUUACUGCUCUUUGAUUGAAGUUUAUGUCCCAGUGGUGAGUGGGUCACUUAUUGGUAUUAGCACUUUACAUACAACGACUGGGUAGUAUUAGCAAUUUAUAGCCAACAGCUUGUGUUGUUUAAGUUUUUGAAAUCAAACUUUCAUGGUAAUACAUCAUUUUCUCUUGUAUUUUGAUGAGAGUGAAGACAGGAUUCUAGCCAGGAAGAUUUCACAGGCCGGUGCUAUCAGACGACCGCAGCACUCUUGACUUUGGGAACCACUGAUCUAUUGGCAAAGAUUUUGUACUAACAUGUGCCUCCUUCUUUCUGUAUUCAUGAAUAGCAGCUGAAAUGUGAGCAGACUGUCCUCUGUGUGUUUAAAAUGAAUAUACGUAGUAUAUCAGGGCCAAACCUUUUUCCUGUUCUUUAGUCUGUAUUCUUUGUUACCUCUAUAAAAUACCAGUACUAAUCAUAUUCUAUUUUAUUAAAUGAUCUUGGAUGGAUGGCUGGCUUUAUGUUUAUAUGUGAAGGAAAAAAUAGACAUGGCAUUUUUCCCCCUAAAUGUUGUGCCAUUGUGUGAAAGGAUAUGAAAUUUUCACAUAUAUCAAACAGUUUAUACUCUUAUCACUGAUGACAAUCACAGCAUUCCUGUUUUGCUGGUUUGUGUAAAGAAUUGUAAUACUUUGUGGUAAAUUUUUUGUGAACAAAUCUGUUAAAAAACAAAAUCACUAAAUGUACUUUGUUUCAACUCUGUGACUCUGAUGUGAUUGUGUUUUCUUUUUUACUGCUUGUAGCACACUUGUUUGAUUUGUACUAAUUUGACGCAUCACUGUAAAGCAUAUUUUGCACAACAAUGCUGAUUACAAUGUUUUAAGUUAA